Molecule: messenger RNA, 2820 nt
Organism: Capsicum annuum
Lineage: Eukaryota; Viridiplantae; Streptophyta; Magnoliopsida; Solanales; Solanaceae
Product: ABC transporter B family member 26, chloroplastic
Exons: 19
Coding region: 103-2187 (694 amino acids)
Biological process (GO): transmembrane transport
Cellular component (GO): membrane
Molecular function (GO): ATP hydrolysis activity; ATP binding; ABC-type transporter activity
Source: RefSeq, a predicted model, not a curated record
UGGACCCACUUAUCUUCUUUUCUUAAUUGAAAACUUGAGGGUUUCUCCCCCUUCAAAACUAAAAAUUCAAUUCGUCGGCGCUGUUUAUAUAUUACUGCUGCUAUGGCAUUGCUUCUGUCGAGUGUGCAAUUUCAACCUCGGGUAAGAAUUUUAUAUUCUGUAAAAAAAAGGCAAAAUCCAGAGACCAUUAUUCUUUACAAAAGGUACCCAAAAUCCAAAAUCCAAUUCUCUUUCUCUAGCCAGCGAUUUCGGUACCUGAGCUCGGCUUCAAUUAAUGCAUACUCCUCCGUACAAGAAUAUCCCGAGGGUAGUUCGAGUGAUGCAGGGUUGAGGGAGAAGCUGGUGGAAUGGAUCAGAUUUGUUCGAAAUGUAUUUCCGGGUGGAAAUUGGUGGAGGUUUUCGUCAGAAAACGUAGAUGUUGGAGGAACAGCGAAGCCUGUGACUGUUGUACAUGCUCUUCACAGAAUGUGGAAAUUGAUAGCUAAAGAUGGUUUGCUCGUUUUUGCUGCUUUUACUGCACUGAUUGUUACUGCUUUAUCAGAAAUUUCUAUCCCGCAUUUUCUGACAGCAUCCAUCUUUUCGGCACAAAGUAGCAGUAUCCCACUGUUCCACAGGAAUGUGCGAAUCUUGAUUGUGCUGUGCAUCAUUUCGGGAAUAUGCAGUGGUGUGCGAGGUUGCUUUUUUGGGCUCGCAAAUAUGAUCCUGGUCAAGCGAAUGAGGGAAAAAUUAUAUUCCACUCUUCUUCUUCAGGAUAUAUCCUUUUUUGAUUCUGAAACAGUUGGUGAUUUGACAAGUAGGCUAGGGGCAGAUUGUCAACAAGUGUCUCGUGUUAUUGGAAAUGACCUAAAUCUGAUUUUACGCAAUUUUCUCCAGGGAACAGGUGCAUUAGUUUAUUUGUUGAUUUUGUCCUGGCCACUGGGAUUGUGCACAUUGACUAUCUGCUGUGCACUAUUCACAAUAAUGCUAUUAUACGGACAAUACCAGAAGAAAGCAGCCAAAUUUAUUCAGGAGUACACUGCUUGUGCAAAUGAAGUUGCCCAAGAGACAUUCUCUCUCAUGAGGACUGUACGAAUAUAUGGAACUGAGGAACAAGAACUUCAAAGGUAUGCACGGUGGAUGGGGAAGUUAGCUGAUAUAACCUUGCGCCAGAGUGCUGCUUAUGGAUAUUGGAACUUUAGCUUCAACACACUCUAUCACUCAACUCAGGUUAUUGCUGUGCUGGUAGGAGGAAUAUCUAUCCUGGCUGGUCAUAUUACAGCAGAACAACUUACAAAAUUCGUAUUAUACAGUGAAUGGUUGAUUUAUUCUACAUGGUGGGUUGGGGACAGUUUAUCGUCAUUGAUGCAAUCUGUUGGGGCAAGUGAGAAGGUUUUCCAAUUAAUGGAUCUCGGUCCUAGUGGUCAAUUCAUUGACAAAGGAGGCAAGUUGGAAGGAUUAGCAGGACUCAUUGAAUUUGUGAAUGUUAGUUUCUACUAUCCUUCAAGAGUGAAGGUGCCGGUACUUCAACAUAUUAACUUCGUGGUGCAUCCCGGUGAAGUAGUAGCGCUUGUUGGCCUAAGUGGUAGUGGGAAAAGCACUCUGGUGAACCUUCUCCUCCGUCUGUAUGAACCAAUAAGUGGGCAGAUAUUUAUUGAUGGCUACCCGAUUAGAGAUUUCGACAUCAAGUGGUUGAGGGAAAGAAUUGGAUAUGUGGGACAGGAACCUAGACUUUUCCGCAUGGAUAUCAGCUCAAACAUAAGAUACGGCUGUAGUAGAGAUGUCAAUCAACAAGAUGUGGAAUGGGCUGCCAAGGAGGCCACUGCCCAUGACUUCAUUUCGUCUCUACCCAACGGCUACCACACAAUUGUUGAUGAUGAUUUGCUCAGUGGAGGCCAGAAGCAGCGAAUUGCAAUUGCUAGAGCCAUUCUUAGGGAUCCAGAUAUUUUAGUACUUGAUGAAGCCACUAGUGCUCUAGAUGCAGAGAGUGAACACAACAUUAAGGGUGUGCUUCGUACUGUCAGAAGAGAACUGAACUCAAACAGAACUGUCAUAGUAAUUGCUCACCGGCUUUCGACAAUACAAGCUGCUGACAGAAUAGUUGUGAUGGAAAGCGGAAAAGUAGUUGAGGUGGGUAGCCACAAAGAGCUUCUCCUCAAGGAUGGCUUGUAUGCUCGAUUAGCCAGAAGACAGUCUGAUGCUAUGGCAUGAACUUUUGCAGUUGACUGACAUAAAGGUUCGGGCCAAUUCUUUGGCUCACUAAGUUCCUGAUUAGACACUGCAGAUAGGUUAGCUUCAAAGAUUUUGCUGCAUCACCGGCCAAUGCUACGAACCUUUUGAGUUUGAUGGUGCUUAAUGUAUAACUUAUUCAAGGGUUGGGAAUGAUGAUGUCCGAAGAGUAGCAUAGACUUUUUCGACAAAGAGCAGAUACGUUGAUCCAUGACAAUGACUCAGAAGCAUGUCAUUGUGGUUCAAUAUACUAAAGCUGAAAUUGGAAGGAAACACAAACUCUUCUCAUGAUAGAGAAGCAUAUUUGUUUACUGGAUGAUUGUAUUAGAUUAUAUUAGAUGGUUUAAUUACACUUGAGAGUGAUUUAUUCUAAACCGAACCAACAAUAUGUUAUUUUAUCGAUAAUGACUUACUGGUUUAACACGUUGAUAGCAGUUUUGAUUUAUUUUUUAUCGGGUUAUCAGUUCCGGUUUAGGGCUUUUUAAAGAGUUAAUUAAUAACCCGACAGCGGGGUAUAAAUUGUCUAUGUUCCUUAUAUUAUACUGUACUUAGAUUGUGAAGAUAAUACAAAGUUAGUUUUCCUUUUAUAUUAAAUAUUAUGCUUGCUCUUUUGAA